This is a messenger RNA of Ictidomys tridecemlineatus (thirteen-lined ground squirrel), 5803 nucleotides long. Lineage: Eukaryota; Metazoa; Chordata; Mammalia; Rodentia; Sciuridae. The record is from RefSeq and is a predicted model, not a curated record.
UUUUCUUCCCUUUCUUUCCUCCCCCUGCCAGCUGUUCCCAUGGAGCCCAGUUGGUAACUUCCUUAUCUUAGAAAUGUAACCAUCUCUGUGAAGCCCAGUUCAAGGCCAGAGGCCUUGUUCACAUAUUUUGUGAAAAACUAAUAAGGGGGUGUCUAGCUUUAGGAGUGCUGAUUUUUCCAGCCAGUGGCCAAGUAGAACAAGGCAACACGAAAAGAGAAAGUUUAUCUACACUGAACUCUUUUAUAGGGAUUCUUUUGCUGAAAGUCCUAAAAUCAGCCAUGGUGAAGACUUCUGGAGAAGACAAUCCUCAGAGCCCUAUCAGGACCUGAUCCAGCUCCAGAUCCUGGGGAACUAAGAACCAUGCUGAGCUUCUGUGAGUACCCAGAGGGAGCCCACAAGGCCAGGAUUCUGGGCUAUCCCUCUUCCUCCCAGUCUUCCUUUCUUAUCUCCCAUUAACCUGCUCUGGUGAUCCUGCUUUCCAAACCAAUAGGGGACAAAAAAAUCAGAAAUUAUGCAUGUUUUUUUUCUUUUUAAUUGACAUGUAAUAAUCGUGCACAGCUUCUAUUUAGAGUAGACAGGAAAUAUCUGAUUUUUAACCCUCAGAGCAAGCAUCUGGGCUGCUUAGUAGUCCCCCCACCUCCAAAACAGAACACAGCAAUUCUUUAAGGCAGGUUGUUGAUUCGCUCAGCAGGCAUGUGGAGGGGCGCUAGGGCUGUGGGUCUGGUGUUGUUUUCUCUUUGCAAAUAGUAAAUGCCUGUGUGUCUCCAUGGAUUUCUGGGUCUGGUUUCUUCUGUGUGAGAUCAAGACUAUUCUGGAUUGUUUUGAUAGCUCCUCAAGCAAAGAUACUCUGUUCUGUUCUCUAUGGCCAGGGAGGAGCCCUCUGCCCUAAUGAGCUGACUCUACAGAGCUGACUCUACAGGGCAAGACAACUGAUAGAAGAGGGGGCUUUCUCCAUGGAAACUCCCCCCGCCACCUCUGAGAAAACACCCCAAAGCAUUUGUGUUUCCUAGAAGGUCCAGCCAUGAAUCUAUGGUUUCCUUAAAGAAUGGAAUUGCUGACAAUUUCAAGUACCAUUUUCAAGUCAUACAGAGAUGCCAUUGGAAUGAUCAGUGCAUGUAUGCAUGUGUGUGAAUCAUCACACUGAAUCCUAUGAAUAUGUAAAAUCAAUAUAUAUUAAUCAAAAAAUAAAAUAGACUGUAUGUGGCACAUGCCAGUAAUACCAGCUAUUCAGGAAGCUGAGGCUACAGGAUUCUAAAUUAGAGGCCAGCCUGGGCAACUUGGCAAAAUAAAAAAAUUAAUUUUUUUUUAAUUUGGAAGGGUUAGGAAUAUAGUUCAAUGGCAGAGUCCUUGCAAAGCAUAUGUGAGGUCCUGGGUUCAAUCCUCAGUACCAUGAAAUAAAUUAAUUAGUAAAUAAUAACAAUAAAAAUGUUUUUGGAAGACUAGGUAUGUAACUCAGUGGUACAGCACCGGCCUACCAUGUGAAAGGCCCUGUAUUCAAUCAAUAAGUACCACAGAUAAGCAAGUAAUGAAUAAUUAUAAACAUCCCAAGGGACUGGGGGGAAAAAAGACCAAAACUUGGGAUUUCAGAAUGAGUCAGAUUCUACUCUCUUUUCAAAGAAAGAGACAAGGAAUAAACCCUAUUCCCAUUCCUUGAAGAAAGAAAAGAUGUAGGAUUCCUGAGGGCAGAGAGAGGCUGAAUUCUGAAGGGUGUGCAUGUGUGUGGACAGAGUAAAAGGAAUGAGAAAGCCAAACACACAGGUUCACAGAAGGAAGCUGGAGAAGCAGGUGAAGUCCUCAGCCAGAGACAGGGGAAAGGUGGAUGGAAGGAUCCCCCCCCCGAAAAAAGGGGGGAAUGUUUUCUCUGAUAGGUGGACCCUAACCCACAAUAGAAGGAAGAGUGAGGGGAAGACUAGAAGAGCGGUAGACAAAGAGGAAUUGAGGGAAGGGAGGAGAGAUGAGCAAAGUAGACAGUGGAAUGAAUCUGACACAGUUUUCCCGCGUACAUGUGUGAAAACAACACAGUGAAUCUCACCACCAUGUACAUCCUUAAAACUGGGAUUCUAACUAGAGUAACAUAUACUCCAUGCUUGCAUAAUCAUAGCAAAGUGGAUAUAUAAUUGAAAAGAACCAAAAAUAAAUAUUUUUUAAAUGGUGGUCUCAAGGACUAGAGAGCACAAGUCCAGGAUGGGCACUGCCCACCAGCUGGAAUCUGUGAUGAAAUACAGAGGCUAGAGGCCCAAAGCCUCUCUGUGCACACAUCCUUCCCUCUGUCUAUCCAACUGUCCAUCCAUGCACUCAUUUAUUUGUGCCCCAUCUUUCCAUCCACUAGUUUUUCUACCAUCCCUAUAUUCCACAAAUACGUUAGGUGCUUCUCAGGAGGCACGCUCUGUUCAGUAGGGAUUGAUUUCUGUUUCAAGAUGGAGAAGACAAGAGGUUAACAAUUAUCUAACAUACUCCAUGCAAGAAUCAGCAGGACCACACAAACUUAAUGGUGAUGAUUUAAAUGAAAUGGGAGAGUGAGAAAUUAUACCCAGAAGGAGACAAAUGAUGGGUCCCUCUGUGCCUUUAUUUUCUGUAAUGUGAAUACCAAUCCUAUGACAAACCAAGAAAGAAGGGUAGCCCAAAUUAAAUAAAAAUCCUGAGAUUGAAGACCAGGGGACAUUCACACAUUCCUUGUGUGGAUUUACAUGAAAAGCAAAUGUGGGUGGGGAUAUAGUUCAGUUGAUAGAGCACUUGCCUAGCAUUUGCAAGGCCCUGGCUUUGAUACCUAGCACCAAAAAAAUUUUAAGAAGAAAAAUGAAUACAAAUUUUCUUCCAAGGUCUGUGGCUAUCUGUCCUGAGAGAGUUGGGUAAGAACCAAUCAUCUUUUCUUCUCCACACGGAGGGGAGAAGAAAAAUAGACUAUAUUAGUCAGCUCAGGUUGCCAUAAUAAAAUACCACAGACUGAGUUGCUUAAAUAAGAGAAAUUUAUUUUCUCAUGGUCUGGUGUCUGGCUGUCCCAGAUCAAGAUGUCGGCAGGUUUGAUUUAAGGCCUCUCUUUGGCUUCCUGAUAACUAUCAUCUCAUUGUGCCCCCACAAGUUAUUUCCUCUGUGUACACAUCCCUGGUGUCUCUUUCUAUGCCCAAAUUUCCUCUUCUUAUAAAGACAUCAUAAAUAGGAUCUAUCCUAACAGCCUCCUUUUACUUUAAUCAACUGUUAAGGGCUUCUAUCUAUAAAUAGAGUCACUAUUAUGAAGUACUAGAGAUUAAGGCUUCAACAUAUGAAUUUUGGGAAUAUGCAAUUCAGCCCAGAGCACAGAUAAAUAGUUUUGAAAAUAGGAACAAAAUAAUCACAAGACUUACACCUUUUAUAGGACCCUAGGGGGAAGUUAUGGCACAUCUCUCUGAACAGAGCCAGAAUAUAAUGGAAGACAAGUGUGGAAAUGGAGGCUAGGUCUAGAAAAUUCUUUAACCUCAAUAAUCCUUGGUCAUCUCUAAGAGAUGACCCCAGGAUGUUCCUCUGGGUCUUGGAAAGCUGGUAGCCUACCAUGCACACCUCAGAGAAUGUAAGUUUAUUAAACAAUGUCUUCAGACUCUCCAUCCUUACCCCAUCCUUCCAUAGGUGCAGUGAAUUAAGGUCUUCCCAUUGUAACAAACAUUUUAUCAACCCCAAGGGGGAGAUAGGGAAACCCAACGUGAAGGGUAGAGCUAUCUCACCUGUCUUCUAGUCAGCGGAGGGCUUGGCCUCCUACAUGGAAGUCCAGCUGGCUGAGGUGAUGGCAGGUCCUCGGGGACAGAUUUGCAGCCUGUGUCUCUCCCUGAAUGGAUCUCCCCGUGGAAAGCAAGAAUGGGAGGGUCCACGGCUAAUGCACACUCUGGUAGGGAGGAAAGAAACAGGAAUUCCCAGGAUGUUGCAUUACAGGUUCAGUGACAUGAUCCUCCACUGAUCAAGGAUUAAGGCUGGCUUCCUUGGUCCCCAGCUAUUUGUCUGACUGCCAUCUCCCCAAGUAUGUUCCCAGGCUUUCUGGCUCUGGCCCUUCUGUCUGUGCUGGGCGUGAGUACCCAGGGCUUUGAUGAUGACCUUGUCAAAUGCUUUGAAGACCCCCAGUAUGAAGAACUACUACAGCUGGCUCAAGAUGGGCUGGGGCCGACAGCUGAAAAGAAACGGAUAGUGGUGAUUGGGGCAGGCAUGGCUGGACUCACAGCUGCCAAGAUUUUGCAGGAUGCUGGCCACCAGGUGACUGUCCUGGAGGCUUCAGGGCGUGUAGGUGGCAGAAUUGAGACCCAUAGAGUUCCUGGAACACAGUUGUACAUAGAGUUGGGUGCCAUGAGGAUCCCCAUCAACCACAGGCUCUGUCAUGAGUUUAUCAGGAAAUUGGGGCUGACCCUCAAGGAGUAUUUCCCCUCCAACAACCAGACCUGGGUGCUGAUCAAUGGAGUACGGCAGCGCACAGGGAUUGUGCAGGCUGACCCCAGCCUGCUAGAGUACUCAGUCAAAGCAGAUGAGGUGGGGAAGACAGGUGACCAGCUCUUUCAUGAAGCAUUGAGAAAGCUGGUGGAGGAGCUGAAGAACAGUAGCUGCAGCCAGAUUCUGGAGAAGUAUGACUCCUUCUCCACCAAGGAGUACCUGAUCAAGGUGGGGGACCUGAGUCGUGGGGCAGUGCAGAUGAUCGGGGACCUGCUGAACACAGACUCUGGCUACUACGAGUCCUUCAUAGAAACUCUGCGUGACCUGAUCAUCUUCUCUCAGGAAUCUCGGUUCCAUGAAAUCGUUGGAGGCUUUGACCAACUCCCUCAGGCCCUUCAUGGUGCCCUCUUGCCAGGGACAGUCUUGUUUCACUCACCAGCAGAGGAAGUAGAGAUGUCUGGAGACCAUGUCCAUGUCACUUUCAGGACAGCUGACCCUUUGCAGCCCAGGUCACGUCUGACUGCCGAUUUUGUGGUGGUGGCCACCACUGUCAAGGCUGCCCGGCUCCUCCGUUUUCGGCCACCCCUCUCUCUCAACAAGGAGAAUUCAUUACGUUCAGUCCACUACACCAGCGCCACCAAAGUGAUCCUGGCCUGCACACAGCGUUUCUGGGAGCAAGAAGGCAUAUUCAGUGGCAAGUCUUGCACUGACCGCCCCGCCCGCUUUAUCUACUAUCCCAGUCACACCUUCCCCAAUGGCACAGGUGUCAUCCUGGCUUCCUAUACUGUGAGUGAUGAUUCCAUGUUCUUUGCUGCCAUGGACGAUGCCCAGGUGGUAGAUGUCAUCUUGGAUGACCUAGCUGCUGUCCAUGACCACCCCAAAGAACAGCUCCGGGCCCUGUGCCCCUAUUCCAUGGUCAAGCACUGGAGCCAAGACCCCUAUUCCAUGGGAGCGUACACCUCCUUCACUCCCUACCAAUAUGUGGACUACACACAGGAGCUCAGCCAUCCAGAAGGGCGGGUCCACUUUGCUGGUGAACACACAGCCCUGCCCCAUGGCUGGACUGACACAGCUAUCAAAUCAGGGUUCAGGGCAGCAAAGAGCAUCCAAGAGUCUCUGGAUUUGGCUUUGACAAAGGAUCCUGAGGACACAAAAAAGACCUACUCCAAAAGUGAGCUAUAACCAGCUUGUAGCACCUAAGAAUUGGGGUGAUUCCAAUCACCUUGAUCCAUAGGAAGACCUUCAAAACUCACUCUCUCAUUUUAUCUUCCCCUUUGCCCAAAGAUGUCAAAUCAAGGCCAAUGAACGGAAUCCUUACAAUAUUUGACCACCUGUGACCUUCGAUGUAUUGACAAUAUUUGAACAACAAGAAUAUUUGUUGUAAUGAUUAAAACAAUAAAGCAUUUGUUGAAUUUAA